AUGGACGGGGAGGGUUCUUACAGUAGUUCCACUCGUCGAAGGUCGAAAGGAGUGGUUAGUUCUGGUUAUCGAAGGGAUCCUCAAAAUUGUUACUGUGGCAUUCCGUGGAUCGUUAGAACAUCAUGGACCGAAGCAAACCCAGGACGUUGUUUUAGGAAAUGCAGGCUAGCAUAUGAGGAUGGUAGAGGGUGUAAGUUUUUUGAAUGGGUGGAUGUUGAUUCUUGUAUGAAGUGCAGAGAGUUAAUACCAGGACUUCUGAGGAAGAUAAGUAAGCUUGAAGAUCAGUUGAUGUUGUAUGAGUCAAAUGAAGAUUUGAAAGAAUUCAAGGACAUUCCAAAAGGAUGUAGCAAUGUUCAGGAGUGUGAUUGUGGUCAUAUAUGGUUGUUGAAGAACUUGAAAACCAUUCUCAUUACUAUUUGUUUUGUAAUGACAUUGCCUUCUUUGAAUCAAAUUGUUUGCAAUGGCAUUAUCUUUUUUUGGUAUGAAACAAUUUGUAAUGACAUUGCCUUGUAUGAAUCAAACAGUUUGUAA
Cannabis sativa is the source of this 531-nucleotide messenger RNA. RefSeq lists its product as uncharacterized. The record is from RefSeq and is a predicted model, not a curated record. The transcript is spliced from 3 exons. Gene Ontology annotation, molecular function: zinc ion binding. Bases 1 to 531 code for a protein of 176 amino acids. Lineage: Eukaryota; Viridiplantae; Streptophyta; Magnoliopsida; Rosales; Cannabaceae.